AGAGAGUCGCUGAGCCCUAUUUUACAGCUAGCCCCCCGGCCCAUCCAGAUCCAGGGACCCAGCAGUUGAUUCGCCCGGCCACAUCGCCCGAGCCCGCUAAACCCAAACUCGUCCUCAUCGCUCCGGCGCGGCGACGAGGCACCCGGCCGCCGCGCGAUGGCCGACGGCGCCAGCAGCAGCGGCGGGGCACAGAACGGGGGUGAGUCGGUGGUGAUUGACUACGGCCGGCGCCGCACAACCUGUGGCUACUGCCGAUCCUCCGGGCCUACGAGCAUCUCCCACGGUAUGUGGGCUAACAGUCUGAAAGCUGAUGACUAUCAAGCUCUUCUUGAUCGUGGUUGGAGGAGAUCUGGUUGUUUUCUUUACAAACCUGAGAUGGAACGGACAUGCUGUCCCUCAUAUACGAUACGCUUGAAGGCAAAUGAUUUCAUUUGUUCCAAAGAGCAAGGUCGUGUACUUAAAAAGAUGCAAAGGUUCCUUGAUGGUGACCUUGAUCCACAUAUUGGAAGUCCCCAGUGUAAGGCAAGCCCAACAAAGCGCUCACUUGGUGAACCUCUGAAUUCACCAACCUCGAAAGUAUCAAAGGUAUCAGCAAAAGAGUUUCGAGCAGGCAUGGGUCCAAAUAUAUCGAAAGAAGACGACGUCACUUGUUGCCUGGCAAGCAAAAUCAAUGAGGCCGCAGAUACAUGCUUCCAAGGGGGGGUAUUUGGUUCAGUUCAACUCCCCAAAGCUAUUGUGAAGACUGUUAAACCUCAAGUCAAAAGGAAAGUAGGAGAAUCAGUGCAAGAAAAGAAAGUCGGAGAAGCAGUGCAAGAUUUGGUUUAUACGUGCAACAUAAGUUUCCAAAUAGUGGCAGCAGUUCGACGUGCAUUGCCUAAAGAAAAUGGUGCUAAUCAAAAUGAAGUACUGGCAGAUCUUUCUCCAAAUUCUGUUGCAGAAAAGCUAUCCAUGGCAAUGGAACGUCUUGGACAACUAGCUGGUUUUGAAGUAAAAGCUUGUAAUGGGCAUCUUAAUUUCUAUUUGGCCACCAAUCAGGCAAUGCAGAACCAUACCAGCUUUGUUGUACCUGUGCAAACUUCAGACAAGUCUAGUGGUUCAAAGCAAAGCUCUGUGAACAAAACUAAUACGAAAUAUCCUCUGAAAAGAAAAAUCCUGGAGAUUAGGUUGAGCACAUCUCAUUUUGAUCCUGAGGAGUUUGCUCUGUACCGAAGGUAUCAGACAAAGGUGCAUAAGGAGAAGACAGUUACGGAAAGUUCAUACAAGAGAUUUCUAGUAGAUACACCAAUCGUGUUUGUCCCCCCAAAGAGUGGUGAUAAUUCAGUUCCACCGUGCGGGUUCGGGUCUUUUCAUCAGCAGUACAGAAUUGAUGGAAAACUUGUGGCUGUUGGUGUAGUUGAUAUCCUUCCUAAGUGUUUGUCAAGCAAGUACUUGUUCUGGGAUCCUGACCUUUCUUUCCUAUCUCUUGGAAAGUAUACAGCUCUGAAGGAGAUAGAUUGGGUCAAGACGACACAUGAGCACUGUCCCAGCCUUCAGUACUACUAUCUCGGUUACUAUAUACAUUCUUGCAAUAAGAUGAGAUACAAAGCUGCAUAUCGACCAUCAGAACUUCUAUGUCCUGUCCGUUACGAGUGGGUUCCCUAUGAUUUAGCCAAGCCUCUACUGGAUACCAGUCAAUAUUCCAUUCUAUCUGAUUAUGCUACAAUGCAAGGUGAAGUGCCCCAGCCUCAGAUUUGUGGUCCCUCUGAUGACUCUUCAGCAAAAAUUGACCACCACGACUCAACCAGCGAUGAGGACGAUGAUGAAGAUUUCAACGACUAUGAAUCAGAUAUGAUGGUUGAUGAAGAGACAAUUCAUUCAGAAAAGCCAGAUACAACUGAAGGCAGUUCCAACAUAAAUGACAUAAAAAACAUCACCCUGGACCUGAAUGGCUCGCGGGUUAAAUUUAAGGGCCUUCAGCAAGUGUUUGGGCCAAUCGAGAGGCGACACCUCACUGCGCUAGAAGGGCAACUGAGCAGAUACGUCAAGGUUGUUGGGAAGGAGCUAUCCGAUCGAAUUGUGUAUUGCCUUUCUUGAUAUGCAGCCAGCCAGCCGGGUCAAUUCUACUAUGAAAGUGCACAUGAGAGCAAAACUUGUUUCAUUCAGAAAGAAAGGUCAUAGCUCUGUUAUACUGCUGCAUGUCUAUGCUUGUUUUUUUUGUUGUAGAAGAUACGAGAGCCCGCUGUCGAGGCUGACAUAGAACAUUUGUCUGGUCGAUUGUGUAUGCGUAUUGGCACUGAAUUAUUCAUGGAUUGCUUUACUCCACGCUGAACAAAAAAAAA
Messenger RNA from Sorghum bicolor (sorghum), 2318 nucleotides. Its product is annotated as arginyl-tRNA--protein transferase 2. NCBI's taxonomy places the organism in Eukaryota, Viridiplantae, Streptophyta, Magnoliopsida, Poales, Poaceae. Bases 157 to 2073 code for a protein of 638 amino acids. Gene Ontology annotation, molecular function: arginyl-tRNA--protein transferase activity. The record is from RefSeq and is a predicted model, not a curated record. Gene Ontology annotation, cellular component: cytoplasm. Gene Ontology annotation, biological process: protein arginylation. The transcript has 6 exons.